Messenger RNA from Sungouiella intermedia, 840 nucleotides. The record is from the annotation of a GenBank genome assembly. Lineage: Eukaryota; Fungi; Ascomycota; Pichiomycetes; Serinales; Metschnikowiaceae.
AUGAGGUUGAUAACUGGUGCCAUUAUUGGCUUGGGAGCUGCUGGUAUCUACUACACCAAGUUCUAUUCCCCUUCACACGCUGGCCUCCCUGGAAUAUUAGGGUGGACAAACCUCAAACUAAAGAAGUCCAACCAAAUAACCAAGGAUGCUAAAAAGUACGUCUUCGAGCUCAACGACCCAGAAGUUUCGUCUGGAAUUACUGUAGGAUCAUUUGUGGUGGCAAGAGUCAAGACACCAGAGGGAACAGUGCUUCGGCCCUAUACUCCAAUUUCUGAUGUUGACCAGAAAGGCGAAAUAGAAUUUGCAAUAAAGACAUAUGAAAAGGGGAAGCUGUCCAAAUUUUUGUCAACCUUAGAACCUGGGGAUGAAGUUUCAUUCAAAGGUCCGAUCUCGUCUUUCCUGUGGAAGCCCAAUGAGUAUAAACAAGUCUAUCUCAUUGGAGGAGGUGCUGGAAUUACGCCAUUGUACCAGCUACUCAAAGCCAUUGUGAAAAAUCCCAACGACUCUACCAAAGUAGACUUGAUAUAUUCAUCAAGUUCCGAUGAUAUAAUGUUGCGUGAUGAGAUAGAUGAUUUGGUGAAGUCUUCUGACAAGGCCCAGGUUCAUUAUUUCGUGAGUGAAGCCAAAAAGGACUGGAAAGGUCUCCGUGGCCGAAUUGAUAAGCAAUUUUUGCAGGAGAAUUUGCCUUCUCCUUCGGACGAUGUAAUGGUCUUUGUUUGUGGACCACCAGGAUUUUAUGAAACGAUUUGUGGAGGUAAACCUAAUCCGAUUUUGCAAGGUAGAAUUGGGGGGAUUUUGUCUGAAUUAGGAUACACCAAGAAAAAUGUGCAUAAGUUUUGA